Messenger RNA from Varanus komodoensis (Komodo dragon), 6192 nucleotides. RefSeq names its product cordon-bleu WH2 repeat protein like 1 (gene COBLL1). The transcript is spliced from 15 exons. Gene Ontology annotation, molecular function: actin monomer binding. The record is from RefSeq and is a predicted model, not a curated record. Lineage: Eukaryota; Metazoa; Chordata; Lepidosauria; Squamata; Varanidae. Bases 954 to 4367 code for a protein of 1137 amino acids.
UUUCAAAAUCUAUUUGUGUGAGCAGAACUGUGGUACUGCUGCAGAAAACUCAUGCAGCAGCUUCACUCUUGAAAACGUGUAGCUUGCUUUCUAUCUCACUCUUUGAUUUGGUAGAUGCUCUUUAGAGGUAAAGGAGACAAGGACAGCAGGGGUCCAAUAUUGCCCCAGGGGCUCUAACCAUUCUGAUUAUUAAAAUAAUGAAAUAAUGCAGGUUGUUGAGUAGCUAACAUGUAGAAGUCACUACCUCCUUUGUGCCGUGUCUCUUUACAAAACCGCCAGGCAGUUUAGAUGAGAAUGGCCUUUUCAAAGCAAUACAAAUAAAACCUGUUGGCAUACCUUGUGCCCCUGAGUUGCCCUGGCCACUUCUACGUAAACCCCACUUUGAGAAGCCAGGUUCCCAAAAUGGCUUUAGAAGCAUUUCCAUACCUACUUUAAUCUAGCUUGAUGAUUGGCACGCAUCACACUGAAAUGGAAUAGCAGGAAAAUCUGCUGGCAAACUUGAAGCUUUUCUACAUGAGGUGCUUAGCCCACUGUUUCCAUUGUGGGUGGAAAAUGUGUCCUUUGGAGCUUUUUGUUGGGUUUUGUAUUGCUCUGCUUUUCUGAGUAUUAUUUUAACCAACCACUAGAUUGUGCUGUGGUAUAACUGCAGUUUAGUAAAUUUGUGACUUCUUAGGAGGUUUUUGUUUGAAAGUAAACACCUGGUUUUGCUUGCUCUAAAAAAUUCUGCAAAAAUGAUAGGAAAACACAGAAGAGGGCCUGGAAGAGGAUGAUGCUAUGGAAAGGCCCUGCAAACGCCUGUGGGAGCGAGGUCAUGAAUGCACAAUAAAAGUCUCAUGCAAAGAAACCCAGAGUAAGGAGGAGGACGGAAAUCCAAGCCCAAAGCUCCCCUUCCUCCAUCUGAGAGAAAGAUCUCUGAUUCGUCUUUUGAUGAUUCGGAACUAACCCUGUUCAGUAUGGAACAAAAAGAGAAUAUGAUUGACAGAGACAUUGAACUGUCCGUGGUUCUUCCAGGGGAUGUGAUCAAGUCUACUACUGUUAAUGGCAGCAAACCAAUGAUGGACUUAUUGGUAUACCUUUGUGCACAGUAUCGUUUAAAUCCUUCAAGCCAUACUAUAGACCUGAUAUCAGCAGAGAAGAAACAGAUCAAAUUCAAGCCAAAUACACCCAUUGGGAUGCUUCCGGUUGAUGAAGUUAUUUUAAAGCCAAAACAAAUGGAUAAGAAGAAGCCCACCCCAGUCAUCCCAGAGCAAACGGUGAGAGUAGUAGUAAACUAUAAGAAGACCCAGAAGACUAUUGUCAGAGUUAGUCCUCAUGUACCUCUUCAAGAGCUCUUGGAAACCAUUUGUAGCAAAUGCGAUUUUGAUCCUUUACACACUGUGUUGCUGAAAGCUUACCAGUCUCGGGAGACUCUUGAUUUGACAAAAUCCCUCAACGAACUCGGACUCAGAGAACUCUACGCAAUGGAUGUCAGCAGAGCCACCACACCAACUGGAGAAUUCAGCUUGUCAUCUUUACAAGACUCUUGUCAAAACUCACAAAAUUCUGACAUUUUGAAGGAGAAAGAAAAUAAAGGCUUCUUUGGCUUUUUUCAGCGAAACAAGAAGAAACGGGAACAAACUGCCAGUGCUCCUGCAACUCCAUUGCUGAGUAAGCCGCGGCCAGCCUUCGUUAUGAGAUCCAACGUGAUACCGAAGCAGUAUGACUCAAAUACCCUGCCAUCCGAGAUGCCAAAGAAACGACGAGCUCCUUUGCCCCCCAUGCCUACUUCUCAAAGCGUGCCCCAAGAUCUCGCACAAACCCAGGACAAACCUGCAGGUUGCGUGGUGAAGUCUAGCAGUGUGGAUGAAUCUGACAAGGGACUUUCAGGAAUAGGAAUAGUGAGAACAGGCUCUCUUCAACUCAGUGGUACUUCAUCAGUUAAUUCUUCUUUGAAGCGAGCAAAGCGCAAAGCACCAACGCCGCCUCCCAGAAAAGCCCAGGGCCAGAGUGACAACAGCAUCGGGACAGGAUCUGAAUCGGCAGAAUCAGUUCAUACUGAAGGCACUGUUAAAGGAAAUUGCUCAGAAGCGCUGUCUUCACCAGGCCAUGUAGUUGAUCUAACCAGGACCACAGUGCCAUCAGGUGCCUCUUGCUCCUUCGAAUCAACCAGUCAUGACCAAAGCAAUAUUCAGCAAGUCUCAGAGGAAGGUAGCCUUUUGGGUAACUCUGAUACUCCAGAUGAGUCUGAAGUGUCUCAUAAAUCCGACAUUGGCUCUGAAUAUAGCCUAGAGGAGAUAGAUGAGAAAGAAGAAAUGCACAAUGAUAGUGCAGACACUGCUCUCACAGCACAAGAGAGUUCUACCUCUCUCAGUGCUCCUGAAGUUCCACUAGAUGGUCAUCAAACUGAACCUGCACCAUCAGCUUCUGAACCUGCCACUGAUGUUGGAGAGAAUGCUCAGAACUCAGAUGAAGAAAAUACAGAAAAGAUGAGAGCAGAUGCCAAAGCUCAGCAAACUCAGAUACUCAGAGAGAAAGUUACACUUGACAACGGCAAGCCACUUGGAGGAUUGCAACUGAAUGCAAACAAUGGUUGUAGUGAUGCCACAGAAGAAAGAAAACUCGAUGUGCUAGAAGGAAGAGAAACUAACAAGCUUGAAGCAUUGAACUGCCAAGUCUAUCAGAAUCACACCUCUCUUAAUCAGGAGCAGACCCCUCAAGUACUCCUGGCAGUGCAUGAUCAAAAACAGGAGUCCUCCACUGUUGAGACUGUAAAGACUCAAGAUGCUGCAAUUCAAACAAUCCCUUCAGAUAAUAACUUAUGCCAGACUGAGAGUGCUGAUCCUCAAGGUUUCCAGCAGCUAACCCACAGAAGUUCGACUCAAACGCAGAAGGCACUUUUAAAGAAUCCACCCUCAGGGUUCCUGAACAGGGUACAUGAGGCAGUAGGAACUAUGACAGAACCUGACCAUCAGAGGCAACAAUCAGCACAUGGAAGAGCGAGUCCUAAUGGCAACCAAAACCAACCAUUUGCAAAUGAUAACCACAGUUUAACACAGAGAGUUGUCAAAAGUCCAGUUAGUUCUCCCACAAAAAGUUACCCACUUUAUUGGCAAGAGUCAAAACCUAAACCAAAGCCUUCUAAUGAGAUUACAAGAGACUAUAUACCCAAAGUUGGAAUGACUACUUACAAAAUAGUACCUCCAAAGUCUCUGGAAGUAGUGAACAACUGGGAAUUGGAGAAUCAAGAAGCAACCUGUUUGCACAUGUCUCCUAAGAAUGAGCUUUCCCAAGAAUUUGGCACACAAACUGAAAAUCUUAACAUCUCAAAAAGCCUGAAACAAACAGGACCUGGUUUUAGGCAUGAAGUCAUGUUGCCAGAGAAUGAUCCACUGGCUAAAACAUACAGUGCUGAUAAUUCCAUAGCCUCUUUCUCUGAUGCCAGAACCAAGAAAACGGAAGUGGAACCUUCCAAACCUAAAAUAAUAGCUCCCUUAGCACUAAGCACAGAAAACAAAAGCACACCACCUGCAACACAAGCAAAGCCAGUUAUCUUAAGUCCUACAGCAAAACCGAGCAAUUUUUAUUUACAGAUGCAAAGGAGGGUUUCUGGGCAUUACGUGACAUCAGCAAUUGCAAGAAGUGGUUCUCUCAGUAGCUCUACUCAGAGUGAAGCUAAGAGUGUAGAGCCAGAGAAAAAGGUGCCAUCACCAGAUCGAACCUCUUUUCCAUUUCCUAGAACAGUUAAUGUCCCUUCUCAGUUAAUAGAAGAAAAGACUGAAAAUGGCCUGGAAAAAGCAGAAGAUGUAGCUCCUCCUGUAAAAACGCCUGUGUCUCCGAAUUCUUCCCCAUCCCAGCCUUCUCCAUUUAAUCCAAAAACUCUGAGGACUUUUGUUUUGCCGCAACCGUAUUCAAGUUCCAGGCCCUCACCAUUUGCUCUCGCUGUAUCAUCAGCAGUUAGAAGAUCACAGUCGUUUAGCAAGACAGGUACCAACACAUCCAGGCCCUUAAGGCAGCAAACCUCUCUUGACCUUUCCUCAUCAGUGUCUAGCACUGAGAUAAAGGAUUUGUCUCCUUUGCAGAGCCCAACAGCACAGCCACAACAGAGCGUGACAGAGAAGAAGAAUAAUGGCGGAAUCCAUGCGCAGAGCAAGCCAGCGCCUCCUUUAUCCGGCCACCCAACAGCGGCUGCCUCAGAGAGAAGCCUGGCUGUGACACUCCAGCGCCCUGACCCAGAACAGAUCCACCAGACCCUGCUGGCUGCAAUCCGCUCUGGGGAAGCGGCUGCCAAAUUGAGACGGGUGGGGCCUCCAUCAAAUACGGUUGCCAUAAAUGGAAGAGCUAGUCUUGGUUCCUCGGCGUCUCUUGAAGCAAGACACAGUAAUCAUUAGGAUUCCAUACCAAAUAUUUUGCACUUUAAUCACUGCUGCAUAGACCUGCUGCAUCAAUUUACUUCACAGUUAACUGCAUAUUAUUGAAGACUACACAUAAUGCAGGGUUAUAUUGGUGUAUAGUUUCAGUUGAAGCAUGGAAACUUCAUGGGAUGCCUCAAAGAAUUCUUAGACUGUAUAAUUUAUAGGAUUUUCAGCCCUUUCUCUUUAGAGCUGAAAAUGCUGCUUCAAGGCUCAGAAGAAUUUUGGUUUUUUGCUGUUGUGAUAAUCAGAUAUGUUGAUUUCCACUUAACCCAUAAUAAAUUAUAUGUAACAACAUGCUGUACAGUGCUAAUGUAUGACAGUCUUAAUGUGUAUAACUGCCUCAUAAUUAUAUUUAGAUGUAUAUGAGUUUUAAAUAUAGUUCUUUCACCUGUUGCCUUGAUUUUUACCUAGGAAAUUAAUUAUUGCACUUGGUAAGAUCAUUUUCUAGAAUUGGAAUUGGUUAUCUUUUCUUCAACUAAAAAAUUGUGUAAGUUUCUUCCAACCAAACUUACACACUUCUUAAAGGACAUUGGCUGCUUAGAUUUCUCAUUGAAAUCAGCAGGACUUAAAGGUGCUUAACUUUUGAUGAGUCACACCUGUUUGGAAUUAGCAUAAGCUGUCGCAUACUUUCUAGCACCAGAGUGCAGAAAUAAAACAGGAAGACUCUGGUGACUAGUUUCCUAACCCAACAUGUGUGUUUUCUUGUAUGCAACAUUUGCUUUAAAGGCAUGGUACAGCAAGGUGCCUUACUGCUGUAACGUUACAACACCAGAACUGCUGAGCUCAUGGCUGUUUGCCAGCAGCCCAAACUAUGCAGAAAAAUCUGAGUAGCAGAUUACAACUGCACUGCUGAGGGCAGAUUCACACAACCUGCAGUACCGCUCUAGACAACAGGUGUAUGGAUCACUGCUUGUUACAUUACCUAGACUCUGCAUGGGUUUUGUAUCCUGUGCUAAAUUCCAGUAAUAUGCCAGCUACCAUCCUGCCACAAGUUUGACAGCUGAACAGAAAUGAGAGAGGAAGGAUGUGUUGGCGAGGGGAGAGACAAGGAGGUAUAUUGGAUCACCAUCACAAGCAUCCGGGAAUCUCUGCUAGCUGACAAGUGGCAUUUAAGAGUUAAGGCAGCUCUGGGCUGCACCAAAGACUCCAGAAUCUAAUUUGGAAGCUGACAUAAAUUCACGUGCAAGGAAGUGGGCUGUUGAUUAGCUACCAUUUGAGGCACCCUCAAGGGAGAGCAGCUUUGGCAUGGAGCAGCCAAAUUUCACUCAGUUAGGCUGAGAAUAAGGAAUUAAGAACAUCUGAAUGCAGAAUUCUGUGCAAAGGGCUUUCUCCUUUAGUAUUCAUAAAGGCAAUGCCUUAUUUUAUUGUCAGUUGAUUUUAAAGCAUUUCUUUGAAAUCCAGGAAAUUAAAGGCAGAACCUCAUUUUCUGGAAGUAGGUAAUGUGAUAAUUAUUUCUACACUGCACAAUCUGUUUUAAGGACACUUUACACAAUACAGUGUCAAUGAAGUAGUUUUAUCCAUGUAUAGAAUUCUCUUGCUGUAAAAUUUAAUAAUUGCUACUGAGAUAGAUAUGUAAGGUAGAGCAAUGAUUCACAGACAGCAAAAUCUUUGGAACAGACCAGGUAUCUCUUUGUUCAUAUUUUUCUGUAAUCCCUGUGAAAUUAACAUUGCAUUUGUAUGACCAAAUCUAUUUGCAAUCAAACAACGGAAUUGUGCAUAUAGACUACAAAUCCUGGGAUAUUUACAAUGUUCUAAAAUGAUUCAUGGUUUUGUUAAAUAAAAAUAAUUGUAUUUAGUUUUA